Pomacea canaliculata is the source of this 3719-nucleotide messenger RNA. Its product is annotated as DNA-binding protein RFX2-like. NCBI's taxonomy places the organism in Eukaryota, Metazoa, Mollusca, Gastropoda, Architaenioglossa, Ampullariidae. The coding region runs from base 91 to 2568 and encodes 825 amino acids. Gene Ontology annotation, molecular function: RNA polymerase II cis-regulatory region sequence-specific DNA binding; DNA-binding transcription factor activity, RNA polymerase II-specific. The transcript has 17 exons. The record is from RefSeq and is a predicted model, not a curated record. Gene Ontology annotation, biological process: regulation of transcription by RNA polymerase II.
GAGUCUGGCAACUGUUGCCCUAGGAAUAAACGCCAUAGCCACGGUAGCUGUGACGACUGUUACCCACCAACAAAUCUAAGGCAACAUCCGAUGGCAACCCAAACUUAUGUAACAGAUCUUCAGGCAAUGAAUCCAAAUGCUGUACAGAUGAUGACCUUUCCUUGCCAGGCUUUUGGAUUAGAUCUUACUGCUGAUGGGAAUGGCUCUGUGGUGAAAACUACCACCAACCAAGGUACAGUAGGUAGCGCCCAAAAGAUUGGCCAGACAACAACCAUCAUUCAGCCAGCUCAGGCCCACACUGGACAGCAGUUUAUUGUGGCCUCAUCAACAGUGGAGCAGCUGGAGACUGGGGCAGGAGACACUAUCACUCUUCAGGCAGGAGGUCAGACCGUCUACCCUGUUCAGUACGUAGAGAGCAAUGAUGCCGCUAUCUACGCCAAUGGGCAAAUGCAGAACUACCAGGAGUAUGGGCAGAGCACAAUGUACACUCCUGUGUCUGGAACGUAUUACCAGACUGCAGGUGGCACUCAAGUCACAACAGGCUUGGUCCCAGUGGGAAGUUCAGUGCAGACAAUUCAAGGGCAGCUCAUUCAGCAGCCUGGGGGAGGCACCUACUUGAUACAAGGGGGUACAAUGGAUGGUGAGGGGACACCACUGACACAUACAACACGUGCCUCCCCGGCCACAGUAAGAGAGGUUCAGUGGUUGCUUGACAACUAUGAGACAGCUGAAGGUGUCAGCUUGCCCCGCAGCACGCUCUACUUUCAUUACCUGCGUCACUGUCAGGAGCAAAACCUUGAUCCCAUGAACCCAGCCUCCUUUGGCAAACUCAUCCGCUCAGUGUUUCUGGGACUUCGCACUCGGCGUCUUGGAACCAGAGGAAAUUCUAAGUACCACUAUUAUGGAAUUCGCAUCAAAGCCAACUCUCCUCUGAACCAGUUCACAGAUGACCAGACAAUGGCCAUGCGACAACAGCCUAUGUAUGCCACAAAAAAACCAGCAAGCAGCAAGACAGAUAUGGGGGAGGCAGAAGGAGGCCAGGGAGGGGCUACAGGUCCCACAUCUGAGGCUUCACAGGUACACCAGCAGCACCAACAGUUUUUGGGAGAUACUUCAAUGGCACUACCCUCAUUUGGCUCCAUCGACAUCAGUGCAACCCCACUGCCUGAAGGAAUAACAGUCAAUGACCUGCGGAUAUUUGAAAAGUUAUACAAAGAGCAUGCUGAGGCAGUUGUAGAUGUUGUGGUCAAUCUCCAGUUCAGUCUUAUAGAAUCGCUGUGGCAGGCAUUUUGGCGUAACAACCCACCCGAGCAGCGCAGUUCUUUGCUUUACAGUGAUUACGACUUUGAGAAGCGACUGCCCAAAGAAAAGCUUUUUGUGUUGUGUCGCUAUGAACCAGUGCAGAAAUAUGUGCGGCGAGCUGACUAUGCUUUUUACCAGGCUUUGGUGGAAGUUCUCAUUCCUGAUGUUCUGAGACCCAUACCCAGCUCACUGACUCAAGCUAUUCGUAACUUUGCCAAGAGUUUAGAAGGCUGGCUGAAGGCAGCCAUGCAGGGGGUACCCGAGGAAAUGAUCAGAACAAAGGUUGGAGCAGUGAGUGCUUUUGCUCAAACCUUGAGGAGGUACACAUCACUGAACCACCUGGCACAGGCAGCACGGGCAGUUCUUCAAAACACUUCUCAGAUCAACCAGAUGCUGACAGACUUAAACAGAGUUGACUUUGCUAAUGUGCAGGAGCAGGCAUCGUGGGUGUGUCAGUGUGAGGACGCUGUUGUCCAGCAGCUGGAGCAGGACUUCAAGAAGACAUUAAAGCAGGGCAAUUCUUUGGAGCAGUGGGCCAUGUGGCUGGAGACAGUGGUCAAUCAGGUGCUGAAGCCACAUGAAGGUUCACCAUAUUUUCCCAAAGCUGCCAGGCAGUUUCUUCUCAAGUGGUCCUUCUACAGCUCAAUGGUGAUCCGUGACCUGACACUGCGCAGUGCUGCUAGCUUUGGAUCUUUUCACCUGAUCCGUCUUCUGUACGAUGAGUUUAUGUUCUACUUGGUGGAACAUAAGGUAGCCAAUGCCACGGGUGAGACACCUAUUGCUGUGAUGGGUGAAGUACGACAGUUUAUUGACCUCAGCAGUGCUGUGGCUCUCAGUACACUGGAGUCUGACAAACCACCGGUAUCUUCAGCUCCAGCGCUGGCUCGUUCUGCAGAGUCAGCUAUCGUAUCACCUGCCACUGUCCCUACCACACUGAUGCUUAUCACCUCAAACACGGGCACAGCAGCAGCCAACAUGGGUACAACAAUCACUGUCCGCCCCACAGCCAAUGGCAUUGUGAACACUACGUCAGGAACUGCUGGCAGCAAUACUGUAGUGGUAUUGUCAGGAGCUUCUUCUGCAACUACUGCACCUUCCCACACCAUUUCUACAGCUCAAGGCUCGAUAUCCACCGCCGUGACAGUGCGCACAGCCACUGCAGGAGGACAGCCUGGCAAGACCCUCAUGCUAAUGCCAAUCACUGCCACCCCUGCAACAGUUUCUGUCAGCGACAUGCCAGCUGCCAAGCGGAUGAAACCAGAAUAAAUUUGUCCUCUCCCAAACAAUCACCCCUCCCCCAUGCACAUACUUUAGACACUCAGGCAGUGCUUCAUUCCUUGAUUUUUACUUGACACAAGGAUGUCCUGGCAUCCAUGCCAGAGGCAUUGAUGAGGCAUCUGUUUGGCCUUAAACCUCAUUUCUGAGAAAUGUUUCUGCAGACCCUGCAUCUUGUUCUCGCUCCCACUUCUUUAUUGGUGUAAUAUUUUUCGAAUUUAUUCCUGUGAUGUAUUUGAUACAUUUGGAUGACAGUCUUUGAGGGCAACAUUUACCCAUAAGAUGACAGUGGGUAAAUAAAAGCUUCCCCUCCCAUCCCCAACACCAGUGACAUCUUGUGCAAGAGACUUCUAUUUAGGAGGAGUAGAAGAUGCAUGUCAGCAUCACCUGUUGUCCAGACUGGAAAUUCUGCUGGUGAAUUCAGGAGAAAGGUUGAUUUGUGAAUAGUUUUGCUCCAAGAAGAGUCUGUAAGGUUUUAAUUAUGGACUUGCUUUUUAUUGCCUUUGUUGGAAGACUUGAAUAUGUUGGAUGGAUAAGGAUGUAAGCCACAUGCACACUGCAUAAGUGAGGAAUUUUGCUGACAGUUGACCGGGUUCCCUUUCACUCUUCCCACUGAAGCAUAAUUUUGAUAUGGCAGAUAAUGGAAAUGUUUAUUUUGUGUGAGAAAUGCUGCUGUUAUUGCACCUCUGUCAGUCAUAAAUAUUUUUUCUUUUAGAAUAUGAACUGCUGGUAAGUAGCCAUUGUAGAUAGACAUAGCCCUGCUCCUGAAAUAUUUUUGAAAAAAAAUAGUGCAGGUCAAUGAGAGCAGAAUCAAGGGUUGAUGUGAGUUACAGAAUUGUAGACAAGUAGAUGGACAGCAGAUAGUGCUCAUCAGCUUUCCAUAUUUGUGCUGCUUUGGGAUAUUGUAGCACAGAUUGGGCCAGAGUGUUUCAUGAUGCCACACUGUGGAAGGGUGGGAGUAGGGUAGGAGCAGUAGAUGUAGAGAUGCGGUAACAAGACUGGAAAAAAUGGCAAAAAUUACUGAAAAGGAUGUAGUGUUCACAGUAGAGAUGGAGCAGGUAUUCCAGAAAGAUCCUAGAAGAGUGAUAAUUUGGAUUUUCCUCCAGGAUGAGGACAGCAGUUUUGAUAACAAAAGAAAAAAA